CUCUUCUUGGCCUGCCUGGCAGGAGGACCCCAGGCCUGCUGACCCACCUGCUUAGGAUCGCCAGUCAAGCUCUGGGUCAACGUGGAGGUGCCCAGCCACCAUGCUCAGUCUCAAGCUACCCCAGCUCCUUCGAGUCCACCAGGUCCCCCGGGUGUUCUGGGAAGACGGCAUCAUGUCUGGCUACCGCCGUCCCACCAGCUCGGCCUUGGACUGUGUCCUCAGUUCCUUCCAGAUGACCAACGAGACUGUCAACAUCUGGACUCACUUUCUACCCACCUGGUAUUUCCUGUGGCGCCUACUGGUGCUCGCGGGGGACCCGGGCUUCUGGGCGGAGCCCUACCACUGGCCGCUGCUCGUCUUCCUGCUGCCCGCCUGCCUGUACCCUUUCACUUCGUGUUGUGCGCACACCUUCAGCUCCAUGUCGCCCCGCGCGCGGCACAUCUGCUACUUCCUGGACUAUGGCGCGCUCAGCCUCUACAGCCUGGGCUGCGCCUUCCCCUAUGCUGCCUACUCCAUGCCGGCCUCCUGGCUGCACAGUCGCCUGCACCGGCUCUUCGUGCCUGCCGCCGCACUCAAUUCCUUCCUGUGCACUGGCCUCUCCUGCUACUCGCGGUUCCCUGAGCUGGAAAGCCCUGGGCUUAGUAAGAUCCUCCGUACGGGCGCCUUCGCCUACCCCUUCCUGUUUGACAACCUUCCACUCUUCUACCGGCUGGGACUGUGCUGGGACAGGGGCCACAGCUGUGGGCAGGAGGCACUGAGCACCAGCCAUGGCUACCACCUCUUGUGCGCACUGCUCACUGGUUUUCUCUUCGCCUCUCACCUGCCUGAGCGGCUGGCACCGGGACGCUUUGACUACAUCGGCCACAGCCAUCAGCUGUUCCACAUUUGUGCGGUACUGGGCACCCACUUCCAACUGGAGGCGGUGCUGACUGAUAUGGGAUCUCGCCGAGCCUGGCUGGCCACGCAGGACCCCCACCUGGGCCUGGCAGGCACAGUGGCCACACUCGGCUUGGCAGUGGCUGGGAACCUGCUCAUCAUUGCUGCCUUCACAGCCUCCCUAUUCCGGGCCCCCAGUGCUUGCCCCCUGCUGCAGGGUGGCCCACUGGAGGGGCAUACAAAUGCCAAAUAACAGUGAGUGAGGCCUCAUCACUGAGCCUGUCCCUGGAAGGAGGCAAAGGCCAGGCCUUGGUGUUGGGGAGUAGCCCAGACCCAGAGCUGAAAAAGUGGGAGCACAUUGGAGCCUGGAACCAAGAGGGACUGAGGGGAGAGUGCAAAGGAUAAAAGGCAGAGGAGGGGGAGGUGCUGGUGGAGCUGGCAAAGAGCAGGGGGUCUGUGGGGGUGCCCUUGAUGGGGCUUGAGGAAGUGCUGAAGGUCUGAGAGUGGAGGUGACUGUGUUCAGGCUGGAGAGCCCCCAACCCAGCAGAGGCUGGGAUGGGGGUGGGUGUUGGGGCCCUUUCAUCUGGUCCUGUUUCUGGUGCUCCUGGAAGUCUCUGCCCAGCCAAGGAAGAACUAACAUGACCAGCCUAGGCCUACCCUGAACGCUUGUCAGCCAGGCCAGCAGGCCCACUACUGUCCCCCUCCCAAACCAGGCAGUGCCUACUGCUCUCCUUGCCUGUAGCAAUGAGUCUGUCCUGGCCACAGUCAUGUACUCAGAGUGCCCAGGCCUUUGGGGUCUGGAUCUAUUUGGGUGUGUCAUCAUGGAUGGUGCAGUGGGCUAGGGUGAGGGGAGGGUGCUGGGUCAGAGGGGAACCCUGGUUAGACUUUAGAAAGCCACCUUCAAUGAUUCUG
Messenger RNA from Phyllostomus hastatus (greater spear-nosed bat), 1788 nucleotides. RefSeq names its product progestin and adipoQ receptor family member 6 (gene PAQR6). The transcript has 8 exons. Gene Ontology annotation, cellular component: membrane. NCBI's taxonomy places the organism in Eukaryota, Metazoa, Chordata, Mammalia, Chiroptera, Phyllostomidae. Gene Ontology annotation, molecular function: signaling receptor activity. The record is from RefSeq and is a predicted model, not a curated record. The coding region runs from base 101 to 1129 and encodes 342 amino acids.